Molecule: messenger RNA, 1776 nt
Organism: Penicillium macrosclerotiorum
Lineage: Eukaryota; Fungi; Ascomycota; Eurotiomycetes; Eurotiales; Aspergillaceae
Product: AATF family protein
Exons: 1
Coding region: 1-1776 (591 amino acids)
Biological process (GO): maturation of SSU-rRNA from tricistronic rRNA transcript (SSU-rRNA, 5.8S rRNA, LSU-rRNA)
Cellular component (GO): nucleus; nucleolus
Source: RefSeq, a predicted model, not a curated record
AUGUCUUACUUAUGUGCAGUUGGUGAGGUGCUAAUUCUUCAAAAUAGAAAAGCGAAACUCCGGAAGCAAGAACCCAUUACACUAGGGAAACAAUAUGCAGGCUCGCGUGUCAGUAGGGAUGCCCUGGAAGCAGAAAGUGACGAUGAUCCUUUUGCCAAACGAACCGAUGAUCAAAGCUCUGACGAGGAGCUUAUGUCCAACCCGGACGAUGAGGAUGACUCCGACGACCCCACCCACGGAGUCGGGGUGGGAAGCGACGACCCGCUGGAUGACGAGAAAUCCGAUGCGUAUCGACGGGGAAAGAUGACAGGCAAAUCGGGUUCUUCGUCUCGGGCGCAGCCGAAGAGUGCCUUGAAGAACGAGAAGGCGCUUUUGAGCACGCAACGGCAACAGCCAGGAAGAAAGCUAUCGAAGGAACUGCCCGAACUUGAUUUGAUUGACAUGGCUAGCUCAUCGGAUGGCUCGGAGAGCGGCCUCGGCGAGGACGGUGCCUCCGGAUCUGAAUUAGAUGAAACGAAUUCGGAAAUGGCGGCCUCGGACGACAUAUCCGACGAUGAAGACGAAAGCGAGGACGUGGACGAAGAUGAUGAGAGUCUUGAAUCCGGCAGCGAUGACGAACCAGGUGUUGGUGUUCGGAAGCAAGCAUCCAAGAAAAUGGACGGUGUGGUUAAGAACGCUAGUGCCGGCCGCAAGCAGGGGGACGAUCGUGAGGAACUGAAAAGGUUGAUGGCAUCGGAUCAGAAAACCAUUGCCGCUACAAUUUCUCAGGCUGCCAAAGCAGACGCUGCCAAGGGGAAGGCUGUGAAGGAACAACGUACCACUUUUGACGCUCUGUUGAACACUCGGAUCAAGUUGCAAAAGGGGUUGAGUGCGAUUAAUGAGAUUGCAGUGGUGACAGGAAUGGGAGGCGACGGUGAUACGGCGGAGAGAGGCAGCGAUGAAGAUGAAGCUGCAAAUUCAGAGGCCAUCAAAUCCGCCGAAAACGCCGCUCUUGCGCUCUGGUCUACCCUCGAAGAGCUCCGCACCGCCCUCGCCAAUGCUCAAACCAAAGAUGGCAGCAAUAAGCGGAAAGCUCCUGGGCCUAUUACUGAUUCAACAUCGACUGCCUCGCUUUGGGAGCGUAUGUCUGACUUGGAAACCGAGUCCCUCAUUCACCGUCGUGCCAUUCUCGACAAAUGGUCUGCGAAGGCCCGAGGAGCGUCCGCCUCUGCUUCAAACACCCGUGGCAAAUUACUGGGCUCGGCUUCUGGUACCCAAUCAAUCACUGCCGUCCUUGAUGCACAUGUUGCUACUGAAAUCGGCAAUCAUCCAUCCAAACGUGCGCGUCAAGCCUCUGUGCCCAAUGGCUCGAACUCCGGCGAAAGCAUUGAGCCAAUCUACGAUGACACGGCUUUCUACCAAGCACUACUCCGCGACCUAGUUGAGCAGCGCAUGUCCUCCGAGGUAAUGACAGGUGGCCUGGAUAACUUGCACCAACUGCCGUCCCGUUUGCCCAUUCACCCGAUUACUGGCAUGCGAAAUGACAAAAAUCGAAAGGAGGUUGAUACUCGGGCCUCCAAGGGCCGCAAGAUGCGUUUCAAUGUCCACGAAAAAUUGCAGAAUUUCAUGGCACCUGAGGACCGUGGCUCCUGGACGGUCCGGGCUCGUGAUGAGUUCUUCGCUUCUUUGUUAGGCAAGACUGCUAGUGGUCUGUUGGGUGAAAGAGAUGAGAGUGGGAGUGAUAUGGACUCUGAUGAAGAUAGGGAGGAAGGUGGCCUGAGGCUGUUCAGGAACUGA